AUGCGUGAUCAUAUCGCUAGGGAAAACAACAAAAGGGUAUUGCGUGAGCAUCGGCGUCAACCACGUACCACAUAUUUGGGCACGAGCCCUCGCACUCAUGACACAGACGGUGAUGAGCCUGCUACCAUACUGCCUAAUUCUAUCACCGAGGACGAGCUUCUUGAGUUCGUUCGAGUCCAUUUUGAUGAACCCAACAAGGAACUUGAAGAGUGGGAAGCUCUCAUGUACACUCUGUACGGUCGUCCCACACAGCAGACCAUCGCCACCAAGUGGGCCAAACUCGAGUCUACCGUCUACAAAGCAGGUCACCAAAGCGCUCAGUUCAUUGCUAACUGGCAGCGAGCCUACGUGGAAGUAGACGAAGCCCUAGGCGAAGAGUCUCUUUCUAUAGCCAUCCAAUACUCCAUGUUCGUCCGGGCUGUGGGUAACCACCCUGAUACUAUUGUAUGGCUUCAGGGCGUCCACAAAUUCGACCUGAAGGAUGACAGACUUAUGGAGAACGUCUUUGCUGACUUUGGCACCGCGGAAGACCAGCGCUAUAACAAUAUCAAGCAGCACCCUACCCUUUCUUCCAAUAUUACUAAGAAGGGGCGGCCAACAGGGUGGCCAGCAGCAGCAGCAGCAGCAGCAGUCCCAGUCCUCUCAGCAGUCCUCCCAGCAGUCCAGUGGCCGACAGAAACAACAAAUUAA
Molecule: messenger RNA, 690 nt
Organism: Penicillium atrosanguineum
Lineage: Eukaryota; Fungi; Ascomycota; Eurotiomycetes; Eurotiales; Aspergillaceae
Exons: 2
Coding region: 1-690 (229 amino acids)
Source: RefSeq, a predicted model, not a curated record